This is a messenger RNA of Falco peregrinus (peregrine falcon), 945 nucleotides long. RefSeq lists its product as uncharacterized. The coding region runs from base 186 to 920 and encodes 244 amino acids. NCBI's taxonomy places the organism in Eukaryota, Metazoa, Chordata, Aves, Falconiformes, Falconidae. The record is from RefSeq and is a predicted model, not a curated record. The transcript has 9 exons.
UGAGAGGGGCGGCCACCGCCGAGCUGCAGCGUCGGGACGUCGAGCGCCUGGCACAGGAGGUGGUGCGACAGCGGGGACGGGCAGAGGCGGCUGAGGAGGCACUGAGGGGACUGGCCCAGGCAGCUGCCAGGCUGGCCAGAGUGGUGACAGCACAUGAGGCUGAGGUGACAGCUGCCACCGGGACCAUGGUCACCCUCAGCGCCCGCCUGCACCGGGUGGGACAGCAGCUCCGCGUCCUCCAGGGACUGAUGUCCCCAGCGGUGGCCUUGGACCAGGCACGGUGGCGGCAGGACCCAGCUGGGGACUGCCUGGUGGCCAAGGUGACAGGCAGCACCCAUCUUCUUGCGGGGACGGUGGCCAAGGUCCGGCGCAGUGGCGAGCGGGGACACGCUGGGGACACGCUGGGGACACCUUUGGUAGGGAGGACGUCGCUGGUGGGACACAAGGGGACACCAGCGGUGGCCUUGGGGGUGGCUGAGAAGGUGACACACAGCGGGGUGACAAAGGACAAGGCCACCCCCUGCAAGGACAGGAUGGGGCACCCCCCUGGCAGAGUGUCCCCCCAUGUCUCCCCAGCGGCACUGGGCUCCCUGGUGACGCAGCUGCAGGCCCUGGGCGCCGCCAUCCUCGGGGACGAUGGGGACAACGAUGACAUCGCCGACCCCCCUCCAAACCCGGGCACGCCGGAACCGCUGAGCACCGGGAUGAGCGGCUGGAAAGCUGUCGUUGAACCUUCAUCCAACGGAGAAGACCCACCUGGAAAGCGCGGCCAGCAUUCCCCGGAGCUUUGUUGGCAGCCUGUGAGUUGUCACCACCGGAGAAGCUGUGGAGAACAUCUCCAGAUGUUCAGGAACAUCCCCGUGAUGGACAAUCCAGGCCUUUCCGUGGGGAAAUCUGGCAUUUCCUCCCCCAAAUCUUGAUGGAUCAUCAAGGAAAUUCCGAUGA